AGUUAUCUCAUUGCAGUCGUGGUAGUGGCAGUCAGACUUAGGAAACAUUCCAGAAAGAUCUGCCUGAUUAUUGGUUCUGGUGUGUCCGUGAUAAGGGCCUUGGCUCUUUCCAGUACUAGGUGUGGUGGUGACGUUAAACCUGCCUAGCCCAGUCCUGCUGUUUGUAGUUUUUAAAUGUCACUACGUGAGCGGAUUCACUGUGUAAACGGAGUCUUCAACAGAGUCUUCUCUACGCCUCUCUCUGUCCGUCUGCUCCAGAAGCUCUGGCUGGGCUCUGUCUGGGUGCUAUGGUUUCGGGAAGAUGGAAUCAACGUUGCACUGGGACUGGCCGCAGGCUACCUUUUUGGUGCCAUGGCAACCGAAGUGAUGAAAAUCCUGGGCGUGGCAGUCACCACACCAUGGUUACAGGAGACCAUAGCCAACAGUGAUGAACCUCAGUGCGGCUUCCUGGUAAUAGUGUUCCAUAUGGGCACCGUUGCAGUGCUGUUUGCAUUUCUACUGGCGAGUCUGACGGGACCCUCGGCCUACAGGGCUAUGGGACACCACAGGGGAGAGGUGUCCAGGGAUAUGGGAGAGCACAGGGGAGAGGUGUCCAGGGUUAUGGGACACCACAGGGGAGAGGUGUCCAGGGAUAUGGGAGAGCACAGGGGAGAGGUGUCCAGGGAUAUGGGAGAGCACAGGGGAGAGGUGUCCAGGGCGAAAGCCCUCUGCCUGGCUGCUACAGCUGCUCUUCUAGGACUCACGGUGUCUGGAGCCACUGUGGGCGCCAUAGAAGGGAAAAUGGCCGAGACAUUUCACAUCGUUUUCAUAUAUUUUGUAAUUCCUCUGUUUCAAAUAUCGUGUCAGAUGAUGUUUCUUACUUUUAUGCGCUUUUGUGAAUUUAAUUCUGUUGUCCAAAGUUCCAUCCUUGCGAUAUUUGCUGUGUUUUAUCCAAGUUCUUUAAUGUGUGUUUUCACAGUAACUUCAACUUCCUUAGGACCAGGUUUAAGCUUGACAGUCAUCAUACUAUUAGCUGCACUGCAUUUGUUGCUUAUCUGUCCUGUCUCAUCAGGCGCAAACUGCAUACCUUGCUUUAGUCUGCUGCUUACCAUGCUAGCAGCCAGAAACGUCUUACACGAUGGGGAGUUUUUGUCCAUAAACCCAAACGUGAACGUGACGGUGAACACACACAUAGUUGAGGGCAUCUUCACUGGCAUGAUGGGGACACAACUGUUAGCUGUGGGCGUUGGGGCAUAUCUGCUCUUAUCAUUGGAUAUCAGGGAGGGGGGUAGAUUGAUACACCAGGCUCAGGUGGAGUGGGCUAAGGGGGUGGCUGUGGAGGGCAGGGGGGCAGCUGGUGCUCCUACUGGGGCAGUACCACGGGGCAGUUAG
Alosa alosa (allis shad) is the source of this 1371-nucleotide messenger RNA. RefSeq lists its product as uncharacterized. Bases 175 to 1371 code for a protein of 398 amino acids. NCBI's taxonomy places the organism in Eukaryota, Metazoa, Chordata, Actinopteri, Clupeiformes, Clupeidae. The transcript is spliced from 4 exons. The record is from RefSeq and is a predicted model, not a curated record.